CUGUCACACACUGUCACACACUGUCACUCACACUGUCGCACUGUCACUCACACACUGUCACACACACACACACAUUGUCACACUGUCACACACACACACAUUGUCACACACACUGUCACAUUGUCACACAAACACUAUCACACACACUGUUACACCGUCACACACACUGCACUGUCACAAACUCUCACACACUGCACUGUUACACACUCACACACACUGUCACACACACUGUCACACACACUGUCACAUCGUCACACACUGCACUGUCACAAACUCUCACACACGGUCACACUGUCAUGCACACACUGUCACACACACACUGUCACACACACACUGUCACACACACACUGUCACACACACACUGUCACACUAAACGUUUUUACACUGUGCAAUAUGCCCCUUCUUUUGCACGCCUUUUUCCCGGCAUGGUCGGCCCGUUUACACUGACCAAGGUAAUAAACUGGCCUGACUUCGCACCCCAAUCUACCCUCCCGGACGCUACACAUAUUGGCGCUUUCAUUCUGAUGUGAAUGCGAUCAGACGGCCUCUGCGGUUCCGGGGGCUGGACUUGGGUGGUGGAGGUGUUGCUGUGAUGUCUAGACAGAGACAACGCAGCGAUAUCAACAUGAGCAGUUAUAAGUGGAGAGACUGGGAAAUCCACGAGCUGCUGAUCAUGGGAGAGAAGGUGAUGCAGUCGCAUUAAACAAAGAUGGUGCGACCUACGAGAAAGGCUUACAAGGCUUCUGUCGGGAUAGAAAACAAGUGGUCAGCAAAAUAAAGAAUAUGUUGGCGUUUUGGUGCCAAGCCGUCUGUCUGUCUGUCUGUCUCAGGAGGAGGAGAUGUUGAUACUGGGGGAGAUGGGGAGCCUGCGGUCCAUUAAUGAUGACAUCAGAACCCUGACCAUGGACCCCCACAAGUUGCCCCCUCCUCCCGAGCAGGUGAUAGUUGACCUGAAGGGGUCAGAGGUCACCUGGUCGUACAAGACUCCUCCCUCAUCGCCAAGCAACAGCCUAUCCAGGAAGUCCAGCAUGUGCAGUAGUCUGAGCAGUGAUUCCCCGCUCCAGUGGGUCUCACUCUCACUCUCCUUCGACUCACUUCCGGUUCCGUGGCUCCUCCUCCUCCUCCUCCUCCUCCGCCCUGCCCCCCCCCGCCCGCCUCUCCUCCGUCUCCUCCCACGACUCCGGAUUCAUCUCCCAUGAUGCAUCUUACCACUCCACCAGCUCAUCGCCAAUGCCCCCAGACGGGUCCCAGGACUGGUGCAGACCGGGUCCCUACGAGCUACGAAGGAGCAAGACUACCGAUCCCAGCAGCCACCUGGCUUGUGAUGUCACCAACCCGGGGGAGGAGCCAGCGAGGGCCAGGGUUGGAGGCUCUGCGUCACGCUCCAAGGAGGAGCGGGAGGUGCACGAGGAGCUGAGCAGGGCCCUGGCCAGGGGCCUCCGGCUGGACCUCGGGGGGGGGUCGCUGCAGGGCUCCAGCGGCUACAGCAGCCAGACCCCCACCCCCGCGCAGACCCCCACCCCCGCACAGACCCCCAGCCGCGCAGACCACCCGCUGCAGGCCCCCGGCUCAGACUGGGACUACUUCUCCAUGGCAACGGACCAGGAGGCGGACCCGGAGCGCUCCUCCCGGUUCCAUCCCAAACGCCCCGCCCCCAGCAGUAGCUCCGCCCCUCUGGGCGUGGCCACCAUCCGCCGGGCCCCCUCCUCCAAACCCAGCCUCCGGCGGCCCCCGGGGGCCCCGGGCCCCGUCAGACCCCCCAUGAUCCCCGUCAAGACCCCCACCGUGCCCGACCGGCCCUUCCCCCCCCCCACCGGACCCCCCACGCCCCUCGGCCCCCCCGCCCCCGCCGGGCCCCCCGCCCCCCUCGGCCCCCCCGCCCCCCUCUGCCCCCUCCCCGGGCCCGGUGCCGACUCCCCCGCGCCCCCCCCCCAGCAGCAGGGGGCCCCCGUCCCCCGGGGCCCCGAGAGGAGGCCCCUCCCCGGGCUGCUGGAGGAGGCGGAGCUGGGGGAGGGGGUGCUGGCCUCCAUCAGGAGGGGGGUCCCGCUGAGGGGGGGGGACACCGACGACCGCUCGGCCCCCCGGACCCACUGACCCCCCCCCCCCCCCCCACAGGGGCCUCUCAGGCCCCAGGUGGUGUUGAGGAGGAGGUGGUGGAGGAGGAGGUGGUUCUGAUGAUGAUGAUGAUGUGGAGUUGGGAGGAGGUGGUGGAGGAGGUGGAGGAGGUACUGAUGAUGAUGAUGAUGAUGAUGUGGAGUUGGGAGGAGGUGGUGGUGGAGGAGGCGGUGGUGACGAUGAUGAUGAUGACGAUGAUGUGUGAGGUGUUCCGAGGUGAAGGCGGUCAGGUGAUCAGAGGAGCCUCUGACAGACAGCUGCUCUGGUGUAUUCUAGUCCUCUAGUAUAAUCUGUAGAUUAAGGUGCAUGGUCUCCCAGUAUAAACAGUAUAUUAUAUAUGAAAUCAAUCACAGAAUGAGCCCCUAUAGAGAGAUGAAUCUAUCCAUGAUCGUAGCUCAGACAGAAGCAGUGCCAUACAAAGUGUUCUCCAUCUCUGUCCAGGUCUUCAGGGUCAGUAGUGUCGGACGUUCUGAUCGCGGAACCUCUCGGUAAAGUGUCGCAGACGUCGGUUUGUGCCGUGAGGCUCCUCCUCCUCUGUACAGUAUCAGUGUGACCACGCUCCCCACGACACAACACGACACAACGACACCACAAGGACACAACACAAGGACACAACGGACCAGCACUACUCCUGCUCAGCGUCAGGAACCAGAGACUGAUGGACGACGGGACCGGGGACCUGGAGGAGCAGCUUUCUAGAGGUUUCUCGUUAGCCUUUAGCUGUGUUAGCUCCCUUCCUGUUAUGAGUGUGUUGUUCUGCGGCUAACUGCUAGCAGGUGUUUCAGCGUGUUCACUGCGGUGUUAUGUUAGCAUACUGGAAGAUGUCAGUGUGUAAAGUGUCGGUGUGACGGUAUGCUUCGCUAACUAGCUGUACUAGAGCCCAGCCUAGCCUGUAGCUACAACCGCCUGUCUGGGUGCUGGAGUCUAGCUAACCGCUAUAGCAGCUACUGCCUGGCUAGUUGCUGUUGCGACCGCCUAGCCAGGUGCUGUAGCCGCUACAGGGUAGCUAGCUCAAGAGUUCUGUAGCUACGCUAGAACGGCCUGCAGCCUACUACUGUAGUAGUCGUAGCGCUGUAGGCUACGCUAGGGGCCAGAACGGCCUGCAGCCUACUACUGUAGUAGUCGUAGCGCUGUAGGCUACGCUAGGGGCCAGAACGGCCUGCAGCCUGCUACUGUAGUAGUCGUAGCGCUGUAGGCUACGCUAGGGGCCAGAACGGCCUGCAGCCUGCUACUGUAGUAGUCGUAGCGCUGUAGGCUACGCUAGGGGCCAGAACGGCCUACAGCCUGCUACUGUAGUAGUCGUAGCGCUGUAGGCUACGCUAGGGGCCAGAACGGCCUACAGCCUGCCUGUUGGAGCUGGCCUCCCGUUCCAUGUGUUAGCCACUAGGGGCAGCAGACUCUAAGCCAAUGUGAGACACGUCGCUCUACUCUGAUCCGUGGAGGUUUGUUUCUGUACUAAAACCAGCAGAACAUCUCCAUGAGGCUGUAGAGGUGACCAGAGAACCGCUGGAGUAGGUCCGUAGAACUACAAUAGAACAUUUCUACUUGGUCCGUAGAACUACGAUAGAACCGCUGUACAAAUUCUGAACAGUGUUGUGUGUGUUUCCAGCUUGAUCUCAAUAAACGGCCGACACGAUUUAAGACA
Molecule: messenger RNA, 3760 nt
Organism: Gadus macrocephalus (Pacific cod)
Lineage: Eukaryota; Metazoa; Chordata; Actinopteri; Gadiformes; Gadidae
Product: protein MTSS 1-like
Exons: 6
Coding region: 1231-2094 (287 amino acids)
Source: RefSeq, a predicted model, not a curated record